AUGCAAAUAGUGAUCGCCACCUGUUCCUUUCUGUGCCUUUUACAAUUGAGCUUUAGUGCCACCAGAAAAUACUACUUGGCUGCAGUAGAACUGUCCUGGGAUUAUGUGCACAGUGACCUGCUUGCUGAGCUGCAUGUGGACACAAGAUUUCCUCCUCCUAGAAUGCCGAGAUCUUUUCCAUUCAACAAGUCAGUCAUCUACAAAAAGACUGUGUUUGUAGAGUUCACAGAUCAGCAUUUCAAUGUCGCCAAGCCCAGGACACCCUGGAUGGGUCUGCUGGGUCCCACCAUUCAGGCUGAGGUUCAUGACACAGUGGUCAUUAUACUCAAGAACAUGGCUUCUCAUCCUGUUAGUCUUCAUGCUGUUGGUGUGUCUUACUGGAAAGUUUCGGAGGGCGCCGAAUACAAUGAUCAGACCAGUGAAAGGGAGAAAGAAGAUGAUAAAAUCUUUCCUGGUGGGAGUCAUACCUAUGUGUGGCAGAUCCUGAAAGAGAAUGGUCCAAUGACCUCUGACCCACCAUGUCUCACCUACUCGUAUCUUUCUCAUGUGGACUUAGUGAAAGACCUGAAUUCAGGUCUGAUUGGAGCCCUGUUAGUAUGUAGAGAAGGGACUCUGGCCAAGGAAAGGAGUCAGACCUUGCACGAAUUUGUACUGCUUUUUGCUGUAUUUGAUGAAGGGCAAAGUUGGCACUCAGGAACUCUGCCUGCGAAGUCUGCAACUGCUGAGGCGUGGCCCAAGAUGCACACGGUCAACGGCUAUGUCAACAGGUCUUUGCCCGGUCUGAUUGGAUGCCACAGGAAACAAGUCUAUUGGCAUGUGAUUGGAAUGGGCACUACUCCUGAAGUGCAUUCAGUAUUCCUCGAAGGUCAUACAUUUCUUGUGAGGAAUCAUCGCCAGGCCUCCUUGGAGAUCUCACCGAUAACCUUCCUCACUGCUCAGACACUCCUAAUGGAUCUUGGACAGUUUUUACUUUUUUGUCAUAUCUCUUCACACCAACAUGAUGGCAUGGAAGCUUAUGUCAAAGUUGACACUUGUCCAGAGGAACCCCAACUGCAGAUGAAAAGUCACAAGGAAGAGGAGGAUUAUAACAGCAAGGAUUCUGAAAUGCACGUGUUCACGUUUGAUGAUGACAACUCUGCUUCCUUUAUCCAAAUCCGCUCAUUUGCCAAGAAGCAUCCAAAAACUUGGAUACAUUACAUUGCUGCUGAAGAGGUGGACUGGGACUAUGCUCCUUCAGUUCCUACACCUGAUGACAAAAGUUAUCAAAGUGAGUAUUUGAACAAUGGUCCUCAACAGAUUGGUAGGAAAUACAAAAAAGUCCGAUUUAUGCCGUAUACAGAUGAAACAUUCAAGACUCAUGAAACUGUGCAAUAUGAAUCAGGAAUCUUGGGACCUUUACUUUAUGGGGAAGUUGGAGACACACUGUUGAUUAUAUUUAAGAAUCAAGCAACUCGACCAUAUAACAUCUACCCUCAUGGGAUCACUGAUGUGAGUCCUUUGCACUCAGGGAAAUUGCCAAAAGGCAUAAAACAUUUGAAGGAUUUGCCAAUUCUGCCAGGAGAAAUAUUCAAGUAUAAAUGGAAAGUGACCAUAGAAGAUGGACCAACUAAAUCAGAUCCUCGGUGCCUGACAAGAUAUUAUUCUAGUUUCAUCAAUCCAGACAGAGAUCUAGCCUCAGGACUCAUUGGUCCUCUCCUCAUAUGCUACAAAGAAUCUGUAGAUCAGCGAGGAAAUCAGAUGAUGUCAGACAAGAGAAAUGUCAUCCUGUUUUCUGUAUUUGAUGAGAAUCAGAGUUGGUACUUCACAGAGAAUAUGCAACGCUUUCUCCCUGAGGCACGUGGAGGGCAACCACAAGAUCCAGAGUUCCAAGCCUCCAACAUUAUGCACAGCAUCAAUGGCUAUGUCUUUGCCAGUCUACAGUUGUCAGUUUGCUUGCACGAGGUGGCAUACUGGUACAUUCUAAGUGUAGGAGCACAGACUGACUUCCUAUCUAUAUUCUUCUCUGGAUAUACAUUCAAACACAAGAUGGUCUAUGAAGAUACGCUUACCCUAUUCCCAUUCUCAGGAGAAACUGUUUUCAUGUCAAUGGAAAACCCAGGUCUGUGGGUUAUAGGGUGCCACAACUCCGACUUUCGGAAUAGAGGCAUGACAGCCUUACUAAGGGUUUAUAGUUGUGACAGCAACACUGGUGAUUAUGACGAGGACGAAGAUACUGAAACACACUUCAUAGAGGAAUACAAUGGCAUUGAACCCAGAAGCUUCUCCCAGAAUUCAAGGCGUCCUGGAACCAAGCAAAAGCAAUUCACAGCCACCACAAAUCCACAAAAAGAUGUAGAUAAUAUUGACUAUCCAUCUGAACAGAAAACACAGAUGGCUAAAGUGCAAAAUGUCUCCUCCAGUGAUCUGUUGAUGCUCUUGGGACAAAGUUCAACCCCACAUGGAUUAUCCUUAGCAGAAGACCAAGAAUCCAUAUAUGAGGCUGUUCCUGAUGCUCAUUCACUUGGAGUGUUAGAUAAUGAUGAAAAGCCAUAUAAAGAGUUCUAUCUCAGGCCAGAACUCCAUCCCAGUGGGGGCCCAGCAUUUACACCUGGAACAGGACUCCAGUUAAGACUACAUGAGAAUUUGGAGACAACCACACUAGUAGAAUUUAAUGAGCUUCAUCUAAAAGCUUCUAGCUCGUCACAUACUGUAAUGACUCCACCAACAAUUACAUCAGAUGACUUAGCAGGAAAUAAAAAGACAGGUUCCUUAGAACCCCCAAAUAUGCCAGUUGCUUUUGGUAAUCAUUUGGGCAACAGUGUAUCUGAUAAAAAAUCACCCAUCCUUAUUAAGCCUAGUAUGCCUUUGAAUUUGAAAAAUAGAAAUGAUUCCAUGGUUUUAGAGGUAGACUUAAUGAAUAAUCAAGAAACUUCACUGGGAAAAAAUGCAUCAUCAAUAGAGAACAAGAAGUUAUUUAAAGGGAAAAAAGCUCAUGAAUCUGCUUCACUGGUCAGUGAUAACACUUCCUUCAAGAUUCAUACCACUUUGUUUAAAAAAACUGAAUCAUCUAACAACUCCACAACUAAUGGAGAGACUCACAUUGAUAGCCCAGAAUUACUGAUUGAGAAUAGCACAUCAGUCCAGCAAAACAUUAUACUAAAAAAUGACACUGAGUUUCAAAAAGUGACAUCUUUGAUUUAUGGUGAUAUAUUUGUGGAUAAAAAUGCUACAGCUUUAAGACUAAAUCAUAUGUUAAAUAAAAUUACUUCAUCAAAAAAUGCUGAAAUGGUUCACCAAAAAUACACAAUGAAUGACACUAAGAAUUUUUUUAAAAACCUUCUCUUACUGAGCAUUAGCCAAAAAUUAGGCCUAGAUGAUACCAGAUCAUUAAAUGAUUCAACACAUGAAGCAGAAAUUCAGAUCACCCGUUUUUCAAAAAGAAAGGAAGAAGAGGAAACCUACUUAAAAGGCUUGGGAAGUCAAACCAGGCAAAUGGUAGAUCAAUAUGUCAACAGCCUAAGAAUGUUUCCUAAUCUAAGUCUACAGAAUUCUAUUGCUGAACAUGGUAAACAGACAUUGAAACAAUUUGGACUUUCACUAGAAGAAACAAAACUUCAAAAUGGAAUAAUUGUGGAGGACACCUCAACCCGACAGUCUGAGAACACGAAAUAUUUCACCCAAAUGGACUGCUGUGAAGAGGAGAAAAGGGUUGGUAUUCAGUCUCCCUUAUCAGAUGGUCCAAUGAAGUGUCAUAACAUCCAAAGAAGUGAUUCUGGAUUACUAUUAAAGGUGAUUUGGCUUCCUGGGACAAGUGCCACAAACUCAGCCAUGUACAAGAAGUUUGAUAAUACAGUGCCCUUGCAGCCAGGCUUACCCGAGUUAGCAAUAUCGAGUUGGUUUUUUAAAGUUCCUAUUCAUCAGAAGGAACUUUUCCCUAAAGUAACUAGCAGUGGAUCUCCUGGUCACCUAUAUCAUGUGGAACAGAUCAUUCAGAAAACAAAGGGAGUUGUUAAGUGGAAAGACAGAGCUGGAAAAGUGCUCUUUCUGAAUGAGAGGGAAACAUCUGAAAAGACAUACUCCAAGCUGCUGAUCCCUCUUGAUUGGGACAGCCAAUAUGUUACUCGGAAAACAAAAUAAGGCUGGAAAUCCCCCAGAGAAGUCGCCAAAGACACAGGUUUUCAGACAAAGGACAAUAAUAAUUAUGCAAUAGCAACAAUAAAUGAGGGACAAGAUAGGCCCCUAAAAGAAGCCAGUUGGGCGAAGCAAAAAAAAAAAAAAAAAAACCUCUGGAGAUUAUGCUCUCAAACUCUACCAAAAAGUGAAAUAAUCUUUAUUAUUUUACAGUCCCAGCAAGAAGAAAUUGACUAUGAUGAUACUAUCUCAUCUGAAAUGAAGAGGGAAGAUUUUUACAUUUAUGGUGAGGAUGAAAAGCUGGGUCCCCGCAGCUUUGAAAAGAGAACGCGACACUAUUUUAUCGCUGCAGUGGAACGGCUUUGGGACUAUGGAAUGGGUACAUCCCCUCAUGCUGUAAGAAACAGUGUUCAGGGGGGCAGUGCCCUUCAGUUCAAGAAGGUAGUUUUCCAGGAAUUUACCGAUGGUUCCUUCACUCAGUCCUUAUAUCGUGGAGAAUUAAAUGAACACUUAGGAAUCUUGGGACCAUAUAUAAGAGCAGAAGUUGAAGACAAUAUUGUGGUCACUUUCAAAAAUCAGGCCUCUCGUCCCUACUCCUUUUACUCUAGCCUGAUUUCCUAUAAGGAAGAUAAAAGGCAAGGAGCUGAGCCUAGGAAAAACUUUGUUAAGCCUAAUGAAACCAAAACUUACUUUUGGGAAGUGCAACAUCACAUGGCACCCACUAAUGAUGAAUUUGACUGCAAGGCCUGGGCUUAUUUCUCUGAUGUUGAUCUGGAAAAAGAUAUGCACUCGGGUUUGAUUGGACCCCUUCUCAUCUGCCGCGCUAACACACUGAAUCCUGCUCAUGGAAGACAGGUGACAGUGCAGGAAUUUGCUCUGUUUUUCACUAUCUUUGAUGAGACCAAGAGCUGGUACUUCAUUGAAAACAUGGAAAGGAACUGCAGGACCCCCUGUAACAACCAGAUAGAAGAUCCUAUUUUUAAAGAGAAUUUUCGUUUCCAUGCAAUCAAUGGCUAUGUGAUGGAUACACUACCUGGUUUAGUGAUGGCUCAGGAUCAAAGGAUCCGGUGGUAUCUACUCAGCAUGGGCAGCAAUGAAAACAUCCAUUCUAUUCAUUUUAGUGGGCAUGUGUUCACUGUCCGGAAAAAGGAAGAAUAUAAAAUGGCAGUUUACAACCUUUAUCCAGGUGCUUUUGAGACAGUGGAAAUGCUACCAUCCAAAGCUGGAAUCUGGCGCGUCGAAUGCCUUAUUGGGGAGCACCUGCGAGCCGGAAUGAGCACUCUCUUCCUGGUGUACAACAAGAAUUGUCAGAUUCCUCUGGGGAUGGCUUCUGGACAUAUUCAAGAUUUUCAGAUUACGGCUUCAGGACAAUACGGACAGUGGGCCCCAAAGCUGGCCAGACUUCAUUAUUCCGGAUCAGUCAAUGCCUGGAGCACCAAAGAGCCUUUUUCCUGGAUCAAGGUGGAUCUAUUGACACCAAUGAUUAUUCAUGGCAUCAAGACCCAGGGUGCUCGUCAGAAGUUGUCCAGUCUUUACAUCUCUCAAUUUAUCAUCAUGUAUAGUCUUGAUGGGAAGAAGUGGCAGACUUAUCGAGGGAAUUCUACUGGGACAUUAAUGGUCUUCUUUGGCAAUGUGGAUUCAUCUGGGAUAAAACACAAUACUUUUAAUCCUCCAAUUAUUGCUCAGUAUAUUCGUUUACACCCAACUCAUUAUAGCAUCCGCAGUACUCUUCGCAUGGAGUUGAUAGGCUGUGAUUUAAAUAGUUGCAGCAUGCCAUUGGGAAUGGAAAGUAAAGUAAUAUCAGACUCACAAAUUACUGCCUCAUCCUACUUCAGCAGGAUGUUUGCAGCCUGGUAUCCUUCAAAAGCCCGGCUUAAUCUCCAGGGCAAGAUUAAUGCCUGGAGACCGCAGGUGAAUAAUCCACGAGAAUGGCUACAAGUAGACUUCCGGAAGACUAUGAAAGUCACAGGAAUCGUCACCCAGGGAGUUAAAUCUCUCCUUACCAGCAUGUAUGUGAAAGAGUUCCUCAUCUCCAGCAGUCAAGAUGGCCAUAACUGGAGCUUCUUUUUUCAGCAUGGCAAAUUAAAGGUUUUUAAGGGAAAUCAAGACUCCUUCCUGCCUGUGAUGAACUCUCUAGACCCACCUCUGCUGGCCCGUUACCUUAAAAUUCACCCCAAGAGCUGGGUCCACCACAUUGCUCUGAGACUGGAGAUUAUUGGCUGUGAAGCACAGCAACUCUGAGGCACUUAGCUCUACUUUGCUGCUCCUCCACAGAUCCACAUUGUUCCCAAACUCCAGGCCCAGUGUCCUUCUCAGGCUUGCCUUGUAGCUUUUGUACUUGGCUUUUGGGUACUUACCUCUCCACACUGCCCAUGGCAUCAUCCUUUCCCAUUGUCUAAGCUGCCCAACCCUAGCAGACAUUGCCUGAAAUCACUUAAAGUAGUUUCCUGGGGGUGUUGCAUGCAGCUGAACUCUUACA
Ochotona curzoniae (black-lipped pika) is the source of this 6589-nucleotide messenger RNA. RefSeq names its product coagulation factor VIII (gene F8). Lineage: Eukaryota; Metazoa; Chordata; Mammalia; Lagomorpha; Ochotonidae. Gene Ontology annotation, molecular function: oxidoreductase activity; copper ion binding. The record is from RefSeq and is a predicted model, not a curated record.